This is a messenger RNA of Beta vulgaris subsp. vulgaris (sugar beet), 1580 nucleotides long. Its product is annotated as pantoate--beta-alanine ligase. The transcript has 5 exons. Lineage: Eukaryota; Viridiplantae; Streptophyta; Magnoliopsida; Caryophyllales; Amaranthaceae. Gene Ontology annotation, molecular function: pantoate-beta-alanine ligase activity. Bases 435 to 1367 code for a protein of 310 amino acids. The record is from RefSeq and is a predicted model, not a curated record. Gene Ontology annotation, biological process: pantothenate biosynthetic process.
AAAGGUUUGAGAAACGAAAAGGGAGAAUUUGAGAAACCAAGGUUCAGAUGGCUUCACCCUCUCUCUCCUCACUUCCUCCCUCAAACCCCAUCUUCUUCUUCCCUAAAAUUCUGACAUUCUUUCUCAAAAUCCCUUUUUUUAAAAAAACCCAUUUUCACAUUUCUUCUCCCACUCUUGGCUCAACUACCCUCAAUCUUCCCUUCAACUCCAGUCAACAAGCCUAAAUUCUCCAGCUUUCGUUAUUGAUGAUUUUGGGAAGUGAACUUGAUGAUUUUGUUGCGAAUGCAAUUAUUAGUCAGUUGGUUUUGUUGGAUGCUCAAGAUUCGUCUUUUUUCUAAUUCUCCUGGAUGUGAAUAUACUUGUUUCUGAUAUAACGAGAAUUUAAUAAAGGGUUCUUUGAUAAUCAAUCCCUUGGUUCCAAUCACUCCUCAACAAUGGGUCGAGAGCCAGAGAUAAUCACAAGCAAAGACAAAAUGAGAAGAUGGUCAAGAGCAAUGAGAGCCCAAGGCAAGGCCAUAGGGCUAGUACCUACAAUGGGAUAUCUUCACAAAGGCCAUCUCGCUCUCGUUAAUGAAGUCCGUCAACAUGCCCAGCUCAUUGUUGUCUCCAUCUAUGUUAACCCAGGUCAGUUCUCUACCUCAGAGGAUCUUUCCACAUAUCCAUCUGACUUUAAUGGUGAUUUGCAGAAGCUAAUGUCUGUUCCUGGGGGUGUUGAUGUUGUCUUUAAUCCCCAUGACUUGUAUGAUUAUGGUAGUUGGAGGGGGACAGAAGGUAUGGAGAAGAAAGAAGAUGUAGGAGAGGUGUCUUGUUUGGAGGAAAAGGGAGGUGGGCAUGAAACUUGGGUUAGAGUUGAGAAAUUGGAGAAGGGCUUGUGCGGAAAGAGUAGACCCCUGUUUUUUAGAGGGGUGGCUACUGUUGUAAGUAAAUUGUUCAAUAUUGUGGAGCCUGAUGUUGCUGUCUUUGGAAAGAAGGAUUAUCAACAGUGGCGAAUUAUUCGUAGAAUGGUUCGAGAUCUAGACUUUGCUGUCAAAGUAAUUGGAUCAGAUAUUGUGCGUGAAGAUGAUGGUUUAGCAAUGAGUUCCCGUAAUGUGUACCUGUCACCCGAGGAGAGGCAAAAGGCCUUGACUAUCAAUAGGUCCCUGUCAAAAGCCAAACAUGCAGCAGAAGAAGGGCAAAUUAAUUGCAAAAUUCUGCAGGAUUCAGUAAUCCUUGCAAUAGAGGAAGCUGGUGGAAAAGUAGAUUAUGCUGAGAUAGUAGAUCAAGAGACCUUAGAAGCAGUUGAAGAAAUAAAGGCCCCUGUUGUAAUUUGUAUUGCUGCCUGGUUUGGGAAGGCUAGGUUGAUUGAUAAUAUAGAGAUUAAUGCCUGAAAAGCAUAUUUUAUGCAAAAAUUGCAGAUUCUGCUUUCAAUUGUCUCAAGAUUUGUUUUCAAUUUUCUUCCUCAAAAAGUUUAAUGUGAGGCAAGCCAGUCGUAGAGUUUGCAUCAUUAUUUGUAUAUUCUAGUAAUGAAUAACUCAUGCUUUAGAAUUUGGCGUUGUUUGUUGCAAGAGGUCUUCUUUGGUAAAUAUUAGUAUAUCUGUCUG